This is a messenger RNA of Scomber scombrus (Atlantic mackerel), 2632 nucleotides long. RefSeq names its product HUWE1 associated protein modifying stress responses b (gene hapstr1b). NCBI's taxonomy places the organism in Eukaryota, Metazoa, Chordata, Actinopteri, Scombriformes, Scombridae. The coding region runs from base 216 to 1007 and encodes 263 amino acids. The transcript has 4 exons. The record is from RefSeq and is a predicted model, not a curated record.
GUCGCGUCUGUUAGUUGAGUGUGUUUUUAACACUGGGCGUCACAAUGCGACUCUAACAGCGAUUGUUUUGUUUUGUAUAGCUUGUUAGGGGUUUGCGUAACGUAUUCCUCCAACAGAAUACCGAAGAAAGACCCGUUUUUAAGUACCCACGGAAAACCAAGCAAUCCUACAUUUCUUUUUCAAGCGAAGGUUAGCUUGUUGGCUACUAGCUAGCUAUGGAGGAGAGGAAGGAGGAGAGAGAAGCAGAGAUCCAGGAGCACGGCCCGGAGCACUGGUUCUCCAAAUGGGAACGUCAGUGCUUAGCCGAGGCCGAGCAGGACGACCCAAACGACGAGGAGACGGAGCACAACCAGCAGAAACUGUGGCACCUGUUUCAGAACUCAGCCACGGCGGUAGCGCAGCUCUACAAAGAUAGAGUGUGUCAACAACAAGGUCUCUCUCUCUGGGUGCCCUUCCAAAACGCAGCCACAGCCGUCACUAACCUAUACAAAGAGAGUAUGGAAGCCCGUCAGCGGAGCUACGACCUGGGGAUCCAGAGAGGCUACCAGCGCAGAAAUAAGGAGGUAAUUGCCUGGGUGAAAAAACGCAGAAGAACCAUCAGGCGAGAGGACCUUAUUAGCUUCCUGUGUGGCAAAGUCCCUCCCCCACGGACAGCUCGAGCCCCACCCAGAGUUGCCAUGGUGUCCGCGAGCCGACCAUCGCCCCCAGAGACAGGCAGCUCUGUGGAGACCGACCUGCAGCCCUUCAGAGAGGCCAUAGCUUUGCACGGCCUCAGCGGUGCCAUGGCGAGCAUUUCUGUCCGCUCCGGUCCUCCGGGUUCACCGACUCACCCGGCGCAGUCUCUCAGUCGUCGUAGAAACGGUCUCCACGAUGUAGACCUCAACACCUUCAUCGCAGAGGAGAUGGCGCUCCAUUUGGAUUCCACUGCCAAUCGCAAACGAGGCCCUGCCCCCUGUAGUGACGUCAUCACAGACUCACCAACUCAUAAACGUAACAGGAUGCUCUGAACUUUUCCUACACCACUAAUAUCCCCCUCCUCUGUCCUCUCCUUGGUGGCCGACUGGACAGCUGAUGAGGACUGAUACUUUGGCCAACCAUUGAAAUCUUCCUCCUUUUCAUCUUAGUUGCAAUGCUACAAAUAAAGAAAAACUUAACUAUUACCAAACCCACAUAUUGCUCCCCUUCUUUAUUUUUACCCCCACCUCUCCCUGUUGUAUCACUCAUCUUCUCCAUAGCAGUGUUUUUGUUCUUUUGUAGACAUUUUCUUUCCUGUUUAUAUCGUUGCCCCCUAAGUAGAUCUGAUACCUAAGUGAGCACACGUCACACUCUUCAGAUCCUUAAAUUGCAGAAUGUUGCAUCGAGACAUUGUUUUAUUCUUUUCUUUUUUGGUCGGGGUUUCUUUCGUACUUCACAUCCAAUAAUCACAUGAACUUGGGCUGUUGCCUACUACUCGCAGUACUCCUCCCCUCAUUCCUUAAGCGUACUUCCGCCUCCAUGGAGUGUUGGCCAAACCAGACUGGACUGAAACCCGGGCCCCCUCAGAAAAGGCUAAACCUGCCUCCCCGCUGUGUGGCUCGACUCAAAAAUGCUUGGCAGUGUGUGUGUAUCUCAUUCUGCUGCUGCUCUGUGUGUUUGCGUAUUUGACAGAACUGCCACUUACUGUGUUGUACUUGUCUUUGCCUUUUGAGAAAGCUGCUACAGUAUCUCUGGUUGUUGUGCAACGGUGAGUGAGUGAAUGAGUGUGUGUGCGUUUGUGUGUGUGCGCUUGUGGAUGCAGGGUUCUGGCAAAUUCAGCACCCACUUGACCGAAUAAUUUCCUGUUUUACAUUAAAUUCAUCUUUUUUUUGUUUUCUUUUUUUCUUUAGUUGCUCUUUGCAGCCCAAUCCAGGGUUUUAUCACAAAGCAGUUCAGUCUAUUUUACACAGAUAAUCAUGCCUUUCUUCACUGUCGAAGCGAGACGACACUUAAAAAUAGUGGCGUGAUGAGUGUUAGAAAAGCAAAAAUAUAUUUGCAAGUUUUCUUCGUCCAAAUACCCUCAUUCUGCGUGCUUAAUUGCAAUUUUCUAAUCACACUGUUACUCAUGUAUUUUCAUGUUUACAGAUAAUCCAAAUGUACACUAUUUCCUGGUCGGCAUCAAAAUACUCAGACUGACUCAGUACUAGUUCUCCUGCAUUUUUGCAUUAAGAGCAGUAACAGUGUUUUCAAAGCUUGCAUUUUAGCUACUUCAUGUUUACAUUAGGCCCUUUGAUAAUAACUUGAAGUGCAUCGUCAUGCUUUUGUCUUUGGGGGAUGAGAAAUAGUUACAACACUUUCACACUUGUGAUAACAGCUUUAAACCUAGAAAUUUACAGGAGGGGGGACGUGGUUAUGAUGCCUGUGAACCUAGCAUAUGGUAAGAGUCGACGGCUGUGAUGUUUUCUUUAGCCAAGUCGUGGACUUUUGAGUGUGAUGGUUCAACGAGGCACAGGGCACUUGUUUUGUUAAUGUCGCACUGCUUUGUGAUACAAUCUUGUGUAAUGUGUGUAAAUAAACAUGUAGGUGCUGUUAUAUGUGGUACAUAUUGUAAAAAGAAGUGCAAAUUCAUUGGGAUGUCAUGUAUAAUAACGAUUCUGACAUUAAAGAAAAUACAAGC